Messenger RNA from Cucumis sativus (cucumber), 825 nucleotides. RefSeq lists its product as uncharacterized. The record is from RefSeq and is a predicted model, not a curated record. The transcript has a single exon. Lineage: Eukaryota; Viridiplantae; Streptophyta; Magnoliopsida; Cucurbitales; Cucurbitaceae. The coding region runs from base 1 to 825 and encodes 274 amino acids.
AUGGCAGCACUUUGCUUCAUCCACCCUCUAAACUUCAUUCUUUCAGGCCUCUUGUUGACCUUGAAUGACAUCCUAAGAAACCUCCAUGAUUAUGGGAAUACAUCACAUCUCUUCUCAAGCAAUUAUAUGUCCACCGUUUGGCCCUUCCACAUCAUAUCCAUCAUUUUCCUCUUUGGUUUUUCUAUCUCAUCCACCGCCGGUGUGUCUCAAACCGUUGCCGCCUUAUACACCGGCCAAAAACCGUCCAUUAAGGACACAAUGAGCGUGGUAGUCAAGGUUUGGAAGCGUCUUCUCGUCACGAAUCUUUGUGUUAUUCUGGUUUUCUUGAUAUAUCAUAUGAUCGUUGGACUUGCUUUGUUCAUCAUUAUUUUGCCAUUAGGAACAGUUGAUAGAACAACUUUGGGUGUGGCUUUUGUUUUUUAUUUUGUUGGGUUGUUGUAUUUGGUAGUGGUGUUACAAUUGGCUGGUGUUGUUUCUGUGUUGGAAGAGUCUCGUGGGUUUAAAGCCAUGGCGAAGAGUAGGUUGCUCUUGAAGGAAAAUAUGGUAUCUGCGACAGUCAUCGUGUUGGCGAUUUCUUCUGGCUUUGGGAUUUUACUAUGGCUAAAGUCUCUUACUAGAAUGAUGCUUUUUUCGCCGUCGGUCGCUAUCUGGAUGCAUGUGUUGGCCACCUUGUCAUUAGACUUGUGGGUUUUGGUUUUCCUAUUAUGGAGUCUUGUAUCAGAGACGAUGUUCUAUUUUGUGUGUAAAUCGUAUAACCAUGAGAGUAUCGACAUGUCGACUGUCUCAGAUCAUGAUCCAAUUCUUUUAGAAAUCCGAGAGUAUUAA